Branchiostoma belcheri (Belcher's lancelet) is the source of this 2268-nucleotide messenger RNA. Its product is annotated as kelch-like protein 26. Bases 491 to 2248 code for a protein of 585 amino acids. The transcript is spliced from 9 exons. The record is from RefSeq and is a predicted model, not a curated record. Lineage: Eukaryota; Metazoa; Chordata; Leptocardii; Amphioxiformes; Branchiostomatidae. Gene Ontology annotation, molecular function: protein binding.
UAGAAGGUCAACUUUGACGGGACAUAUCUCGUCUUCCAGUGAUUUUUGAAUUUCCAACUGACCCACACACGGUGGUCUGACUCGUUGACAUCACGGGAACACAUAAACCAGCCGUCAUUUGACGUAUCGUGACCGUACAACGACUUUUUGUAUGGAGCAUUCUAAGUACUCAAUCCGGCGCGUCACAGCUGUCUCCACAUUUCUGCCCACGUGACUCUGACGUCACGCUGCUGACCUUUGGCCUGUAGGUGUAGCGGUACAGGAUAUGUGAAUAUGGCCAGGUGAGGAACAGUUUUGACGUUACCGGCCCACAAAAACACCUUUUCUCAACAGGUGAGACUUGGCACGGCAUUUUCCGAGUAGCCGGGGACCAAGACAAGACAUCCGGAUGCCAAGAAACCUUCCAAGGCGUCUUCUAGAGCCGUCUUUGGUGGAUACAGCGUCUUCCAUUUUUGCCAAAACAAAGUGCGCCUGAUAGGUCUCCUCAGCAAUGGCAGACAACUACUACUCCCGUUCUUACGUGUCGGACGAACACAGCGACAGUCUACUCCGGGGACUGAACGCACUCCGCUCCGACAGUCUGCUGUGUGACGUCACGCUGGUCGCUGAUGAUCAAGGCUUCCAGGCGCAUCGCGCAGUUCUGGCCUCGUGUAGUGACUAUUUCAAGGCCAUGUUCACCAGUGGGAUGCGCGAGUCCAGCGAGACUCAUGUCGAACUCAAGGGCGUGUCCGCCAACGGGCUGCAGCACGUUCUUGACUUCGCGUACACGUCUCGCCUCGGCCUCAGUCUGCAGAUUGUACAGGAUGUCAUCGGAGCUGCCAGUCAUCUACAGGUCCUGCCCAUCAUCGUUAUUGUGGAGAAAUUUUUAAUGGCGGAGAUCAACGUAGAUAACUGCCUCGCGAUUGGUCAGAUUGCCGCGAACUAUGACCUCAGCUCAGUCACCAAUCAAGUCAACAACUUCAUCCUGCUGCACUUCAAACAGGUUUCCCAGAUCGAUGACUUCCUCAGCCUGCCCCACGAGCGGAUCGCAGACCUGCUGGGCAGCGAUUGGCUGCACGGCUGCUCCGAGGUGGAGAUCUUCCACAUCGCGCUGCGUUGGCUGAGGCACGACCCGGCGCGCAUGGCGCACGCCAGUCAGGUCAUGGAGCACAUCCGCUUUCCUCUCAUGAGUCCGGGAGACCUCGUCGACCAGGUUCAGUCCGUGGACAUCAUGGACAGUGAUUCGGCCUGUCGACGGUUUCUUCUGGAGGCGUUUAACUACCAGACGCUUCCGUACAGACAACACGAGCUGCAGUCGCCCCGCACGAGUGUUCGGUCCAUCCUGAAGGCCAUCGUGUGCAUCGGGGGAACUCCCUACACUGACGAUCGUGUAGUGAAGGAUAAACUAUACUGUCAAUUGAUGAGGAGAUGGUUUGAGAUUGGUCCGAUGGAGGAGGGAAGAUGUCAUCACGGUGUCGCCAUCAUGGAUAACUUUAUCUAUGUGGUGGGGGGGCAGGCUAUCCAGUAUCCAUCCGGGGACGGGGCUGUAGCUACGUGUUCACGCUACGAUGUGUGGACAGGCACGUGGGUCCGGAUGAAGUCCAUGCACGAGAAGCGGGCGCAUUUCCACCUGAGUGCGCUAGGGGGCAGGCUUUAUGCUGUCGGCGGCAGGAACAAGGAACAGAACCUCAAGUCGGUGGAGGCCUUCCUUCCCAGAGAGAACAGAUGGAUGUACGUGGCUCCACUCCGAGGGUACAGCACGGGCCACGCCGGGUGCGUCUGCGAUGGCAAGCUCUACACCAGCGGUGGCUACGGCACCUCCAUGAACAACGUGCCCCACGAGCGCGUGCUCCAGUUCUACGACCCGGAACAGAACGCGUGGCAGUGCCGCGCGCCGAUGACCACCGGUCGCAUCUGGCACUGCAUGGCAACCCUCGCCGACAAACUCUACGUCAUGGGCGGGGACAUCGGAGACGCGAGGCUGCACGUUCUAACCGCAGAAUCCUACUGCCCCGCGUCCGACCAAUGGACGUCGAUUGCUCCUAUGCUGACAGGACAGAGCGAAGCAGGCACGGCAGUGAUCGACGAUAAAAUCUUCCUGCUUGGAGGUUAUGACUGGAACAACCGGGACGUUAUAGGAAGUGUUCAGUCGUACAGACCCGAGGAGAAUAUCUGGAGACGAGAGGCGAGUUUACCGCAGGCAGCAGCGGGAGUAGCGUGCUGUGUCGUGAAGCUGCCAUCAAGAUAUGGCGCAAUGGUGGAGGAUUGACGGGAGGAAACUUGAAGGAA